AAUAAUAAUUCAAAGUACAAAGCCAAAUCGGCCGUGGUGGUCUGGUGGUGCGUGGCGGAGUGUGGUGCGAAAAAGAGACUGCGACGAGAAGAUGGCCGCUAUUCGCUCUCGACUGGAACGUACCUAGUGCGCGCUGUUUUCGCAUAGAAUUUUCGUGUGCUUGUGUAUAUGUGUACAUUCAUGUGUGUGUGCUUGCUGCAACAUCUUCGGCGACCUUUUCGCGCAUAGCCUAAGAAAUUUUACUCGGUGCGGCCUAGAUUGGACAUACUACCAGUGAAUAUAUUUACCUAACAUUCUUUCGAAAGCAAGAACAUCCUGAGGGAACGUGGACCUCUUCUCCGUAGGCUAUACGUCGGCUCAUGUUAUUUUCGUGCGCGCCCUCUGUGUUUUUCCAUAUGUAUAUACAAUUGUACAUAUAAAUAGAUAUACAAAGAUUAAAGUACAGUUUGUUCUCUCUCUUUUUCUCUGAUGAAGAUGAUGGAGUCUGGCUACUCUGGCUACUAGUAGGUAUAUCUGUACGGCAUACCUAUAACAUAUAACGACGGACGGAGAGGAGAGAAGGCAGUAGGUAGUAAGGCAGCAGUACGCGAGGGGGAGAGGGAGAGAGAAAAACGAGAGAGAGUGCGGUGGUGUGUCGGUCUGUCUGUUUGCCUGUCGGUCGGCUCCGCGUUGUUGGGUGCAUGUGUCGUGAUACGACCUGGUGACACAGGGACGCGGAGGGUUUCGUUGGGAGGGAGCCUCGUCGUCUACGAGGCGGCGCCGGAGGUGGUGCAUAUCAGCCCAGAGGCCGGUGAGGAGCGAGCUGUCUCGGUGUAAGCGCUACGAAAAAUGCCGAGCGCCUCGUUCACCUCGUCUCGCAGCUACCCCAGGAGGUCCAGGCGGAAAGGAGCCAACAGGAUUCCUCUGCCGUCUAGGACGAGUUCGGUCGAAUCGCUCGAGAUCAUAUCGUCAAAUCAGAUACCACUGGGCGGUGGUGGCGGUGGCGCAGGUGGUGCUGGAGGAAUCGGCGGAGCAAACAGAGGAGCAUCCCCAAGCGUAUCGGGGGUAGCUGCCCCCUCGCCCUCGCCGUCGCACUCGCACUCGUCGCCUUAUGACCUUAGACGCAAGUCCCCACCACAUCCGGAUCCCGCGCCAGGUACCAGCUCGGCUCUACCACCUUCAGGUGGGAACAAUGUAUCAGCCGGCAUUUCUGGAGGCUCGUCCCUUCCAGCGCGGAAGCGACCCCGGCGAACAUGCUCGCUGUCCACCGAUGUGGGAACAAAUACCAACACGGCAGCGCACUAUCUGCAGUACGAGUUGCCGGACGAAGUUCUCUUGACGAUCUUCACUUACUUAACGGAGCAAGACCUGUGCAGAGUAUCCCAAGUCUGCAAGCGUUUCCAGGUCAUAGCGAACGACACCGAGCUCUGGAAGUCCCUUUACCAGCAGGUCUACGAGUACGACCUGCCGCUCUUUAAUCCUGGCCCCUGCAGGUUCGAGUUCGUCUCGCCCGAGGAGUCGGACUACCUGAACCCUUGGAAGGAAAGUUUUCGACAACUCUAUCGCGGUGUACACGUGAGACUCGGCCAUCAGGAGUCGAAGCACAGGUCCAGAAACCUUCCCUGCUUCAACACCAUCCAGGGUGCCCUGGACUAUCUCGACGAGUUUCGAAAUAGCUCGAGCUCCAGCUCUACCAACUCCAGUCCCGUGCUAGGUCUAUGUAACAAUAAUCAGGGCAGCAGUUGCAACGGUGCUGGAAAUAAUGCGGCCGGUAAUGGACAAAACGGGUCGAACAACAGCAACUCGGCGCAGAACAAAGAGGUCGACGAGGCUCCGCAGAACAUAGUGUUUCUACACGCGGGCACCUACCGUACAGAGUUUCUCGUGAUCGACAGCGACGUGGCUCUCAUAGGAGCCGCGUCGGGCAACGUUGCCGACGCUGUCAUUCUCGAACGAGAGACUGAGUCUACGGUUACGUUCAUCGACGGCGCCAAAAGAGCCUACGCUGGCCACAUGACCUUAAAGUUCACGCCCGACGCGGCCAGCACCGUCACGCAUCACAAGCACUAUUGCCUGGAGAUCGGCGAUAACUGCAGCCCGACGAUCGACCAUUGUGUCAUCAGGAGCUCGAGUGUUGUUGGAGCAGCAGUUUGCGUUUCGGGCAUGGGGGCAAAUCCAAUCAUCAAGAACUGCGAUAUUUCGGAUUGCGAAAACGUUGGCCUGUACGUAACGGACUACGCACAGGGCACGUACGAAGACAACGAAAUAUCACGGAACGCGCUAGCCGGUAUCUGGGUGAAGAACUUUGCCAACCCGAUAAUGCGACGAAACCACAUACAUCACGGCAGAGACGUCGGUAUUUUUACCUUCGACAACGGGUUAGGAUAUUUCGAAGCUAACGACAUUCACAAUAACCGCAUUGCUGGCUUUGAGGUCAAGGCGGGCGCGAACCCCACAGUCGUACACUGCGAGAUCCAUCACGGACAGACUGGUGGGAUCUACGUGCACGAGACUGGCAUGGGACAAUUUAUCGACAACAAAAUACACUCAAACAACUUUGCUGGUGUUUGGAUCACGUCAAACUCAAACCCCACGAUUCGUAGAAACGAGAUUUACAAUGGUCAUCAAGGUGGUGUUUACAUCUUUGGUGAAGGUCGCGGUCUCAUCGAGCACAACGAUAUAUAUGGCAAUGCUCUCGCGGGUAUUCAAAUUCGAACGAAUUCGGAUCCAAUUGUUCGGCACAACAAGAUCCAUCAUGGCCAGCACGGAGGUAUCUAUGUGCACGAAAAGGGACAAGGUCUCAUCGAAGAGAAUGAAGUUUUCGCCAACACCCUUGCCGGCGUUUGGAUAACAACUGGCUCCACUCCGGUAUUGCGGAGAAAUAGGAUUCAUAGUGGCAAGCAAGUUGGUGUAUAUUUUUACGACAACGGACAUGGAAAAUUGGAGGACAAUGAUAUUUUUAAUCACCUCUACUCGGGAGUGCAAAUAAGAACUGGAAGCAAUCCCGUUAUUAGAGGCAACAAAAUAUGGGGUGGUCAAAACGGUGGUGUUUUAGUUUAUAAUAGCGGCUUAGGCUUACUCGAACAAAAUGAAAUUUUUGAUAACGCAAUGGCUGGAGUUUGGAUAAAAACGGACAGCAAUCCAACAUUAAAACGAAAUAAAAUUUUUGAUGGUAGAGAUGGUGGUAUAUGCAUAUUUAAUGGCGGCAAAGGAAUCCUAGAGGAAAAUGAUAUAUUUAGAAAUGCGCAAGCGGGAGUACUGAUAUCGACUCAGUCGCACCCGAUAUUAAAGAAAAAUCGUAUUUUUGACGGUCUAGCAGCUGGUGUCGAAAUAACGAACAACGCCACUGCCACAUUGGAGUAUAAUCAAAUAUUUCACAACAGGUUUGGUGGAUUAUGCUUGGCUAGUGGUGUGCAGCCAAUAAUACGAGGCAACAAAAUUUUUGAUAAUCAAGACGCGGUUGAAAAAGCAGUGGGUAAUGGACAGUGCCUGUACAAGAUAUCGUCUUAUACGUCGUUCCCAAUGCAUGACUUUUAUCGUUGUCAAACAUGUAACACCACGGAUAGAAAUGCUAUUUGCGUCAAUUGCAUAAAAACUUGUCACGCUGGUCACGAUGUAGAGUUUAUUCGACAUGAUAGAUUCUUCUGCGACUGUGGAGCUGGAACACUGAGCAAUCAAUGUCAGCUGCAGGGUGAGCCAACACAAGACACUGAUACGCUUUACGACAGUGCCGCCCCCAUGGAGUCACAUACGCUGAUGGUCAACUAGGAUUUAACUUAAGAGAAGAAACAAUAAAGAAAUCAUGCCUCUUCGUCCUUUCUUUCUGCCCAUAUUCUUAUAAUCGUCAAAGAUGUUCAAGACUUUGACUUUUACACAAAAACGGAACAACAGAGAGAGGGAGCAAGAGGAAUUUAUAUGUGAAUGAGUUGCGAGAUACACGCUCACACGUAACCAGGUGCCACGUAUGUAAAUUUGUGUAUAAGAUAAUGCAAAGCACGAAACAAAAGACUAAAAAUUUUGAAUUAAUAAGUGAAUGGUAAUGGCUAUGGACCUCUUUAAAUCUUAUAUGACCGAUACAGUGAUUCGGUAUAUUAUUAUUAUUAAUUAUAAUAAUUUUCGUGCGUGACUGAGCGUAUAAUAUUUAUAAUGAAAUAAUAAACAAGGUUGCACAUGUCAUUUAACAUUUAACAAAAAUGGAAAGAAGAAAUAAUCAUGGUUGCGCGACUACACGUCAAAAAACAAAAAUGUGAUUUCGAGUGACAGAAUGGAAUGAGAAGAGAUGUUAAAAAAAAAAAAUUCAAAAAAUCCGAAAAAUGUGAUAUACAUACUUCUUUUAACCGGAAAUGAUAUUGGGAAAAAAAAAUCAAAUGAAUAGAUAAAACGACGAUAUUAUUAAAAAAGUACAAUGAAAUACUUUCUUCUCCGGUUUUCUAAUCAGCGCCACGAAUCAUUGGUCAUUUCUCCCCCGACGUGUCAUUCAUUUAAAAAAAUGUGAUGGUCCUACUGCCUAAAAUGGGCAAAGUGCAUAAUAAGGAUGAAAAUAAUACGGUGAUGAGGUGAUUGAUCACUGAAUAAUAGAUAUUUAAAGUAUAUUAUCAUAAAUAUACCACGAUGUUUACCAGUGACAGAAAAGUAUAAAUUAAUAAAACUGAGAUUUAAAUAAGAGAAAAAAGAAGAACGUGUGGAAGUACUGUUAAUGAAGCAGUUUUUAAAAAUAAUCUCUGAGCU
Molecule: messenger RNA, 4707 nt
Organism: Copidosoma floridanum
Lineage: Eukaryota; Metazoa; Arthropoda; Insecta; Hymenoptera; Encyrtidae
Gene: FBXO11
Product: F-box protein 11
Biological process (GO): ubiquitin-dependent protein catabolic process; regulation of apoptotic process
Molecular function (GO): protein binding; zinc ion binding
Source: RefSeq, a predicted model, not a curated record